Messenger RNA from Spodoptera frugiperda (fall armyworm), 538 nucleotides. RefSeq names its product mitochondrial import inner membrane translocase subunit Tim9 (gene Tim9a). The record is from RefSeq and is a predicted model, not a curated record. The transcript has 3 exons. Bases 168 to 437 code for a protein of 89 amino acids. NCBI's taxonomy places the organism in Eukaryota, Metazoa, Arthropoda, Insecta, Lepidoptera, Noctuidae.
AACUUGCAAGUUGCAACACUGUUUGUCUCAAAAAUUAACCUCAAAUUUGAAUUGGUGCAUCCAAUAUUACCUAUUUUCAUUUGUUAAUUGUUAUUAAUCAAUUAUCUUAGUUAAAUACACUGAUAAAUUAUUGCUAAAUAGGACCGAUCAUCCCUCAAAUUGUAGACAUGGCGCAACCUGAAAUGAGUGAGGCUGACCAAAUCAAAACAUUCAAAGAUUUCCUGGUCCAGUACAACAAGCUGUCUGAAUUGUGCUUCAAUGACUGCAUACACGAUUUCACCUCGAGAUCACUGAAGCCGUCGGAGGAUAAAUGCACAAUGAAUUGCAUGGAGAAGUAUCUCAGAACAAAUCAGCGGGUGUCACAAAGAUUCCACGAGUUCCAAAUGCUUGCUAAUGAAAAUAUGCUGGCUUUAGCACAGAAGACAGGUCAAAGUUAAUUUUAGUAAAUAAUGAUACAUGAUGUAUUUAUUUUAUUUUGUUAUAGAUUUUUGUCCUGUGUGUUAGAAAAAUACAAGUGUUGUUAAAUGAAGCCUAACAA